ACACGUGAAGGUCGGUGAGUUGGUGCGGAGUCCGUCUCAGCACGCGUAGUCGCGCUGGGAUGGAUUCCUCCUCGUCUUCCUCUGCGGCGGGUUUGGGCGCGGUGGACCCGCAGUUGCAGCAUUUCAUCGAGGUAGAGACUCAGAAGCAGCGCUUCCAGCAGCUGGUGCACCAGAUGACUGAACUUUGUUGGGAGAAGUGCAUGGACAAGCCUGGGCCAAAGUUGGACAGUCGGGCUGAGGCCUGUUUUGUGAACUGCGUUGAGCGCUUCAUUGAUACAAGCCAAUUCAUCUUGAAUCGACUGGAACAGACCCAGAAAUCCAAGCCAAUCUUCUCAGAAAGCCUUUCUGACUGAUCUCAGCAUUACCUCUUUGGAAGAGGAAGGUUCACUUGCCCUCCCACCUUCCGCCAUGAGAUAAUGCAGCCCAAAGGCCCUCGCCAGAUGCCGGUGCCACACCCUUGAACUUCCUGGGCUCCAGAACCAUGUACCAAAUAAACUUCUGUACAUUAUAAAUUA
Cynocephalus volans (Philippine flying lemur) is the source of this 515-nucleotide messenger RNA. RefSeq names its product translocase of inner mitochondrial membrane 8A (gene TIMM8A). NCBI's taxonomy places the organism in Eukaryota, Metazoa, Chordata, Mammalia, Dermoptera, Cynocephalidae. The coding region runs from base 60 to 353 and encodes 97 amino acids. The record is from RefSeq and is a predicted model, not a curated record. The transcript is spliced from 3 exons.